Molecule: messenger RNA, 3867 nt
Organism: Astyanax mexicanus (Mexican tetra)
Lineage: Eukaryota; Metazoa; Chordata; Actinopteri; Characiformes; Acestrorhamphidae
Gene: snx5
Product: sorting nexin 5
Exons: 13
Coding region: 128-1327 (399 amino acids)
Biological process (GO): pinocytosis
Cellular component (GO): endosome
Molecular function (GO): phosphatidylinositol binding; dynactin binding
Source: RefSeq, a predicted model, not a curated record
GCUUCCACUGAGGUCCUCCUUCCUCCAGCAGCGAAAGAUAAAAGGAAAAGUAGCAGCUAAAAUAAAAACAGAGCGCAGAGAAUCACCGCGGUCUUUAACACACCGACCCACCCGGAGCUCCGCAGCCAUGACCUCCAUCUCUCAGGACGCGGACCGGGAGAAGAUGCGCUCUGUGUCCGUGGACCUGAACAACGAUUCCUCACUUCUGAUCGAUAUUCCUGAUGCCCUCUGCGAGCGAGACAAGGUCAAGUUUACAGUCCACACCAAGACUACGCUAAACAGCUUCCAGAAGCCAGAGUUCUCUGUUCCACGACAGCAUGAGGACUUCAUCUGGCUGCACGACACACUGGUGGAGACGGAGGAAUACGCCGGCCUCAUCAUCCCUCCUGCUCCACCGAAGCCGGACUUUGAGGGCCCUCGGGAGAAAAUGCACAAGUUGGGAGAGGGCGAGUCCACAAUGACGAAGGAAGAGUACGCUAAAAUGAAGCAGGAACUGGAGGCGGAGUACCUGGCUGUGUUUAAGAAGACCGUACAGGUGCACGAAAUCUUCCUCCAGCGACUGUCCUCCCACCCGGUCUUCAGCAAGGACCGAAACUUCCAGAUAUUCCUGGAGUACGAUCAGGACCUCAGUGUGAGGAGGAAAAACGCUAAAGAAUUUUUUGGUGGCUUCUUCAAGAACAUGGUGAAGAGCGCAGAUGAAGUCCUCAUCUCAGGGAUCAAGGAUGUUGAUGAGUUCUUUGAGCAGGAGAAGACGUUUCUGCUGGAUUAUUUCAGCAAGAUCAAGGAUGCAACAGCUAAAGCUGAGAAGAUGACACGAUCUCAUAAAAAUGUUGCUGAUGAUUACAUACAUAUUUCUGCAACGGUGAGCAACAUUGGAGCCGAGGAUAAUACAGCACUAAAAACGCACUUGGAGAAGUUUUCUGAGCUUCUUGAGAAACUCAGGAAAGUGGAAGGCAGGGUUGCCUCAGAUCAGGAACUGAAGCUCACAGAGUUGUUGAGAUACUACAUGAGGGACAUUCAGGCUGCCAAGGAUCUGUUGUACAGACGAGCUCGAGCUCUUGCAGACUAUGAGAACUCCAACAAGGCUCUGGAUAAAGCUCGGCUGAAGAGUAAGGACAUUCCUCAGGCCGAGGAGAACCAGCGGCAGUGCCUGCAGAAGUUCGACAAACUCUCCGAGUCUGGAAAACAGGAACUCACUAGUUUUAAGGGCAGGCGUGUGGUGGCCUUCCGUAAGAACCUGAUCGAGAUGGCGGAGCUGGAGAUAAAGCAUGCUAAGAACAGCACGGCGCUCCUGCAGGGCUGCAUCGAGAUGCUGAAGGUGAACUGACCCUCACCUGUAAACACCUGAUCAUGUGUGCCAGCCUGUUAAAGGGAAACAGGAUAAAGUUCCUCCAGCCCUGAUCAAUAAUCAUCAAUAACCACUGAUAAGACCUACAGCAGGACCGUACCACAUCAAGAGUUUCACCGUGUUUACACAAGUGCCUGUCUCACACCUCUCACACAACCCUGUCUCUCUCUCUCUCUUUCUUUCUUUCUUUCUCUCUGUGUCUGAAGCUACAUUCACACAGCAGGUAAAAGUGACCCAAAUCUGAAUUUAUUUUUUCCCAUCAAAUCUGAUGUUUAUUUAGGGUGAUUUACACUUUUUCAACGUUAGUAUGAAAAGUUCACGCUCCUAACGUGAGACUCAUGCAUUAAAGAAUAAAGCUUCAUGUGAAGUUUCGGUUUCAUCGUCAGCAUCACAGGAUCUUUUGAGGAGUUCCAGUGGCUGCAGCUCUGGAAAAAAUAAGAGACUUAAUAAAUUUAAUUUCAAUUUUACCAAAUUAAAAACCUCUGGAAUAUAAUCAAGAGGAAGAUGGAUGAUCACAAGCCAUCAAACAACCAAGCUGAACUGCUUGAAUUUCUGCACCAGGAGUAAAGCAGCAUAAAGUUAUCCAAAAGCAGUGUGUAAGACUGGUGGAGGAGAAUAUGAUGCCAAGAUGCAUGAAAACUGUGAUUAAAAUAUAAUAUAUGUGGUAGUAAUAUGCAGCAGUACAACUCUGCAUAUUAGAGCAGCCAGAUCAGAAUUCAUGCAACUUUUAUUAAAAAGAAAAGGAAAAUCGGCUCUGAGGAGAAAAGAACAUGGACAACAGCACUGAGUUAGGGAUUUAAUGAUGGGAUAAUUAGGUAACAGAACUCCUGAAUACAUUUAUUGGACUGAUCUCUUUGGUCAAACUAAAUUAGAAAGCUCAUAUUGUGAAGUGUUAGGAGAAAUUUCUAAGGAAACAGCACAAUGCUGCUACAAGAGGGGGCACUUCAAAAGAAAAUAAAAGGCUUAAAACUAAAUUUGAAGAAACCAAGGAUGCCAAAUAACGCCCUUUUUACAGGGACCUGGAACACGUUCUCUGUAGUAAGUCCAGCUGCAGCUACUAGAACUUUUUGAUACCUCCUGUGAUGCUGGAUAAGAUGAAACUGAAACUUCACGUGAAGCGCUGCUCUUUAGUGCAUGAGUGUCAGUUAAAGAGUGUGAACAGUUCAGACCAAUGUUGGAUAUUAAUCACAAAAAAAAGAUAUAGAAUAACGUAAUAAAAGCUCACAUAAGAGCAAUAACGUAUCUCGCCAUGAUACCGAGACAGGGGGCGUGUCCAGGAAGAGGUGGAGUUUAUGUAAAGAAUUUUUUCCUUUUUUUUUCUGUAGCUUCCCUUCGCUUUUUGCAGCACUUACAUUUUUCCUCUCAGUAGCUGAAUUACUUUGGGUUGUGUCGUUCCAGUCAUGAGCAGAAACUGACAGUGUUCACUUUUAUGGAUGAAAGUGAAAAUGUGAAAAUCUCUAAAAUGAGCCACCCAGAAUUUCUUAUGCUAUGUGCUAUACACAGAUGUUUGAUUACAAAGCUUUGAAUCAGAUAUGCAACUUAAAAUUUUGGGUAUUUAAGACCCCAUUUACACCUGGUCACUUUAUAUAAAUCUUCAGUGUCAGGCUUGUAUCUGGAAAAAAAAAAAAACACAUUGAAGUAUGUGUAAAAACACAUAAAACGCAUUUAAAACUGAUACAAAUCUGAUCACAUAAACCAAUUCAGAAGUUGGUCUAAAACACAUUUAAACCACAUAAAAAAAUACAUUCGCAUAGAUUUCAUCUCAAACAGUAAUCAGAUUUCAGUCUAAUUAACUACAAAUGCAUUUGCCCUCCAAGUCUAAAUGCAUGUGGUUUGAUUGUAUCCUGAUCAGGUUCUGAUCAAAUGAUGUGAUCAGGUGUAAACAGGAUCGAAGUUUCCAGGAUCCUACAGUCCCAGAUCCUCCAGAACUUCCAUUUCUUUAUGUGUAUAGAGGGUUUUCCUCACCUCUACACUCUUUAUAAAAUUUAUAUAGUUAUUAAUAAUCUUGCGCUUCAGUGCUUUUUGUACACUCUGUACAUAAUAAUUAGCUUCAGGUGGGCGUGUGCCUGAGCCUCAGCAUGCAAUUUAUUGUUUUAUGUUUACAUCCCAUAAUCAUGUAGCAUUCCCCCUCUUCCCUGAUUCUGAAUUGCCCUUUGCUUAAACCGCUGCAGUUUCUGAAAAAUUGAAAAAUGAAAAAUGAAAUAUUUUCGCUUUUUUCUUACACUAAACAUUUUUCUUGUUACUGAAUCAAACCCAUUGCAUAUGACAUGACCAGUGGACCAAAACACACAAAAAAACUUGUCAAAAAGCACAAAAUGUGUUAUAUUUUUAAUAUAAGCACUAUCUGGACAGUUAAAUGCAAUCAUGUUGGAGUUCAGGUAUUUGAAUAUAUGGAUGUUUUGAUAACUGAAUGUAUUUCUAAUGGAUUUCAAAAUAGUGUUUUCUUAUGGAGUGUCCAUUUUUGUAGAAAACAGAAAAGUCCUGCAAGGAUGGCAUUAAAUAAGACCUGUUUCAAAUGU